CCCCGACGUUCCCAAAACGGCAACUCUAGUUCGUCGAUCUGGGUAUUGACGUUUCUCUUACAGGACCGGCGAUGGUUGCAGGUGCUGAGGGCGGGUGGCUGUCAGCAAGAAAAACCACGGUUUGCAGAACACCAUGUCUUCGAGGGAAGUCACGCUAUACCACCCGCUGGUGCUUCUGUACGGGUUCGGGACGUCGCUCACGAUCCUCGGCAGCUAUUCGCUGUACGCACGAUACUUCAAACGAAUCAAGCGGGCGGCCGACAUCCCGGCAGCGUUCUUCCGCAAACGUUUUCUCUAUGGGAAAGUCACCUCUGUCGGAGACGGCGACAAUUUCCAUUUCUACCACCUACCCGGCGGGGUGCUUGGCGGCUGGGGAUGGCUGCGCAGGGUGCCCGAGAUCAACAGGUUCCGGGAACUGAAGGGCGAAACGAUCUCCGUGAGGGUCUGCGGAGCGGACGCACCUGAGAGGGCUCAUUUUGGAAGACCGGCACAACCUUUCAGCGAUGAGGCGUUGGCGUGGUUGCGUCGAUACGUGUUGGGCCGCUGGCUCUACGUGAAGCCGUUGCACCUGGACCAAUACCAGCGGGUCGUGGCAAAGGUGCUGGUGCUGAAGUGGACCGGAUUCAAGGACGUGAGCGAGGAGAUGAUAAAGGCCGGCCUGGCGACGGUGUAUGAGGCGAAGGCCGGCGCCGAGUUCGACGGUAAAGAGGCCGUGUACUGGAGACAGCAGGAACGGGCACAGCACAAGAAGCUCGGCAUGUGGAGCAUCAACAAGAAGGACUUCCUCACCCCGCGGGAGUACAAGAACAAGUACGGCUAGCACCCCUAUGUUUAUAUUUAUGU
Molecule: messenger RNA, 843 nt
Organism: Pichia membranifaciens NRRL Y-2026
Lineage: Eukaryota; Fungi; Ascomycota; Pichiomycetes; Pichiales; Pichiaceae
Exons: 1
Coding region: 134-820 (228 amino acids)
Cellular component (GO): cytoplasm; mitochondrion
Source: RefSeq, a predicted model, not a curated record